Molecule: messenger RNA, 612 nt
Organism: Chanos chanos (milkfish)
Lineage: Eukaryota; Metazoa; Chordata; Actinopteri; Gonorynchiformes; Chanidae
Gene: rcvrna
Product: recoverin a
Exons: 3
Coding region: 1-612 (203 amino acids)
Molecular function (GO): calcium ion binding
Source: RefSeq, a predicted model, not a curated record
AUGGGAAACAGCAAGAGUGGAGCUUUGUCAAAGGAACUGCUGGAGGAUUUGAAGCUGAACACUAAGUACUCAGAGGCAGAGCUCAGUACUUGGUAUAACAGCUUUCUCAAAGAGUGUCCAAGUGGCCGCAUCAGUAAGGAACAGUUUGAGGGCAUCUAUGCCAGCUUCUUCCCAGAUGCUGAUCCCACGGCCUACGCGCGACACGUUUUCCGUAGCUUUGACACCAAUGCGGAUGGUACGCUGGAUUUUAAGGAGUACAUAAUUGCGCUGCAUCUCACCUCCUCAGGAAAAACCCUCCGCAAGCUGGAGUGGGCCUUUUCUCUGUAUGACGUGGAUGGAAAUGGCACUAUCAGCAAAAAUGAGGUUGAAGAAAUUGUUAGGGCAAUAUUCAACAUGAUACCCACCGAGGAUCAGAAAAAUCUGCCUGAAGAUGAAAACACACCAGAAAAACGAGCAGAUAAGAUCUGGAACUUUUUCAAAAAGGAAGAAAACGAUAAGAUUGCAGAAGGCGAAUUCGUUCAGGGGGUGAUGGACAACAAGGACAUCCUGAGGUUGAUACAGUAUGACGAGCCUCAGAAAAUUAAAGACAAACUGAAGGAGAAGAAACAGUAG